This is a messenger RNA of Brachypodium distachyon (stiff brome), 2098 nucleotides long. RefSeq lists its product as uncharacterized. Gene Ontology annotation, biological process: protein ubiquitination. Gene Ontology annotation, molecular function: ubiquitin-protein transferase activity. The transcript has 3 exons. The record is from RefSeq and is a predicted model, not a curated record. Bases 231 to 1280 code for a protein of 349 amino acids. Gene Ontology annotation, cellular component: CCR4-NOT complex. NCBI's taxonomy places the organism in Eukaryota, Viridiplantae, Streptophyta, Magnoliopsida, Poales, Poaceae.
AGAAGAAACGGAAACGCCAAAAGCUCCGAAAAGAUUUUGCUUCCUCCCCAAUAACUCCGCCCUCGCUCGUGCGCUGUGUUAUCUAUCGCCCCCCCGUCCCACGCAUCCACCCAUCCCCCGCUUCGCACCGCCGCCUCCUCUCUCCUCCUCGCCGCUUUUUAGGGUUUUUCACGAACGCUCCUGCGCACGCCGCCGAGGAGGCAAACUGGUACUGCGUGGUCUUCGCCUAGAUGGGAUACGACGACGCCCACUCGCACGCAUCGGCCGCCGCGCGCGAUGCCAAGAAGAAGAGGGGGAAAUCGUCGGCGAAGCUGAAGCAGUGCAAGCUCGACGCGCGCCGCGAGCAGUGGCUGUCGCAAGUCAAGGAUGGGAAGGAGACCAAGGCUGCCGCUUCGCCAGCAGGCGGAGGAUCGAAUGCUGGGUCUCCAAUCCUAGCUUCGCCACACCCUCCACUUCCCCGUCGGCGUGUGGAUACAAGGUCAAGAGGUGGCGCUCCGGAGGAGGCUGGUGCUACCGUGCAAGAAGUAGGCAGCAGCGACCUUGACUCCCCCAUGCACAGUCCUGGCUCGGACAACUCCAGGGGUGGUGGCUGCACUCAGAGGAACCGCUGCUCCAGCAAUGGUGGUGGUCCCAGCCUCAGCAGUGUCAGCAGUCUAUGGUCUAGUUCCAGAAGUGUGAGUGACGCUGAGGAUGACGACACAGGCAGUGGCCCUGAGGAGGAGAAUGGGGUGUUAGAUGAUUGGGAAGCUGUUGCUGAUGCACUUUCGGUCGAUGAUAACAGUCAUCGCCACCAGUGUUCAGGUGCCAUAGUGGUCCCAGCAGCCACAAGUGACUCCACGCCUUCUGCUAAUGCAGCAAAAAGAAAAGAUCCGAUUUGUAGCAACACAAGAGCUUGGACACCUGAUGAUAUGUUCCGUCCACAGAGCCUGCCCAGUAUCUCAAAGCAGGCAAGCUUCCCAGCAAACAUCGGCAACUGCUGGGUGGGGAUGGGUGCAGCACAGCAGAGCGUCCUCUCUUUGCCAUUGUCUUGUCCAAUAUGCUAUGAGGAUCUUGAUCCGACGGACUCAAGCUUCCUCCCCUGCCCUUGUGGGUUUCACCUGUGCCUCUUCUGCCACAAGAGGAUACUUGAGGCUGAUGAACGCUGCCCAGGGUGCAGGAAGCAAUACAAUGCAGUGCCUGCAGGAGGAGUCAAAGCACCAGCAGUUGGAAUCGGACGAGAGAUGGCAAAUGGAGUGCCAUUGCGUCUAUCCCGUUCUUGUAGCAUGGGUCCAAGAUACUAGUCUGUGUGAUGGUUAUAAUAGCUCUAUGCCGUAGUUCUGUUCCUUUGGAUGUUACUGCCCUGCCGGAUAUGCUAGUUUUGUUGCGUAUCGUCUGCUUUUGGUAUAAAGAAAUGUGAAUAUUGGAAUAGAUGCUGAAUCCAUAUAGAGCCUCUGGAAACUUGGUAUCUUUUUUUUUCUUUGGACUGUUUGCAUUGUAUCUGAUGCAUAUGUUGCUGGUGAGGACCUUUUGUUGUUUGCAGUUCUUGAGAUCAUAUAUAAUAGCUAUAUACGGUGACUGUUAUUUUCUUAUCAACUACAUCAUGACUAGUUAACUCGUGUUUGCUUGAUGUUUAAACUGGAGGUCGAGCUCUUGCACUUUUCACUUGUGUGAUACAAUCUUGUGACUGCUCUUCUAAGGUAACUGAACGAUCUCCUACAUUAAACUCUUCUAUGUUCUAUCUAACCUUUGAAAGUCUACAUACAGUGUUGAUGUUUGACCUACAAGUAUACUUAGCUGACCAAAUGCAAUCUGUGUCUUAGUAGCACUCCUGUAGUCCUGUCUCCUUUCAUCAUCAAUAUUUUGGUUUUUCAUAUAUGUUCACUAUAUGAUCUUUUCAGGUUCUGUUUCAUCAAUAGUCUGCGAGAGUGGUCUUUCUUGACAAGGAAAUGAUUUUCUGUUGUAGUGGUAGUAUGUGUGGCGUGCUGUCUUUCUACCUGGUUCCCUGAUUUUAGUUUAAACUUCAUACUAGUAUGUUUUAAGUCAGCCUGACAAGUCUGAUGUAAAUAAUGUAAACUGAAAUAUGACUUAGCAUUAAACUUAAUACGGUGUUGGUUACAAA